Molecule: messenger RNA, 1549 nt
Organism: Tribolium castaneum (red flour beetle)
Lineage: Eukaryota; Metazoa; Arthropoda; Insecta; Coleoptera; Tenebrionidae
Gene: ohgt
Product: ohgata
Exons: 6
Coding region: 138-1376 (412 amino acids)
Biological process (GO): protein ubiquitination
Cellular component (GO): Cul4A-RING E3 ubiquitin ligase complex
Source: RefSeq, a predicted model, not a curated record
UAUCGCGCGAAAACGCGCAAUUUAAUUUUAGUUUGGGGAGUUUAAUGCACGCGUCCGGCCGUUAGUCAACAGCUGAUUUUUGUCAAUAAUUGAGGUGUUAUUUACACGCAAAAUUGCAAAACAACAAAUAAUAGACCAUGUCGGACUCGGACGACAACGCGAACAAUUUGCCCGACGGGCAGAUGGAAAACGGGCACAUUUCAGUCGACUCGCAGUUCAAUUUUUCACGCGAGAGACACUCUGGCACGAACCAAGCGUCCGACCAGUUCGAUAUUGAUUUACCGACCUCGCACCGUUAUUUGGGCAAGUUGGACAAUGUCACAGGUUACACGUUUUACGACGACGGUGAGGUCGCCACUUUGGCGGCCAUUCAGACAAACACGCUGGUUUUCCCCGGUUUCACGUUACCGCUAGUGUUAAAUAACGAUCUGGAGAUAAACAUGCUACAGAGACACACUUCGAAGAAAAACGCCUUUGUUUUACUGACCCCUGACAAAACUUUUAAGGGCUUUUUCACGUACGGGGUCAUUAUGGAGAUUUUCGAGACGCAUUUGCGCAACAGUGUGCUCUAUUUGAAGGCGAGGAGUCGGCAAAGGUGCCGAUUAGUUCCCGGGAAGGAGAUUAAAACCCUGAUCGGUGACUUGUAUCAAGUCACCGUGGAGGUCAUGCUGGAGCCACCGCCAACUUCGCCCCUUUGCAACACACAGCUGAACUCGCUUAAAAUCCGCAAACUGUUCAACUGUACGGAAUAUAGAGAGUUUUACAAGUACCGCAAGUUCAGAUUGUUUCACCUCAGCCAGUUUCCGCUAGCGAGCUGGGUUUAUGACAAACACGAGAUUUGCUUUCUCCACCAUAAACUUGUAAACGCGUUGUCUAACUAUUAUUUAAUCGAGUUUAUUCCGGACGAUCCGGUGCAGUUGUCGUAUUGGUUUGUGCAGAACUUUCAGUUAAGGCACGAGGAAAGACUGAGGAUUAUGGUGUUGAGGACGGCCGUUGAGCGGCUGAGGCUUGAACUCAAAUAUCUCAACAUGAAAAGACUGAUUUGUUGUGCGAAAUGUGACGCGGAAAUUGCGCAGCAUAGUAACGUUUUUCCAAUGUCGAAGGACGGCGUUCAGAGCAAUUACUGCAAUCCGGAAGGAUACGUUUUUGAGACGGUGACGGUCUCAAAAGCUACAAAUUUCACACUUUUUGGGUCGCCUUCGGCUCAGUUUUCGUGGUUCCCUGGGUAUUCCUGGACUAUCAUGCAUUGUAAAAUGUGCAGUUCGCACCUGGGGUGGAAAUUCUCGUCGGUGAAUCUAAAACCGGCCGUUUUUUACGGCCUUGCCAAAAGUGGUUUCGAUAUUAAGAUCGUGAAAGAGGAAUCUGAGGUUUUGUAAUUACGAGUAUUCGUUGAAUGGUGAUGAUGAAGUAGGGGCUGUGAAAUGCUAUUCAUUGUGUAAUUCUCACCUAAUUAGGAAACACGUGUAUUUAGGUGUAAGGUCGCAAUAAGAGAACAGUGAGUAUUUCAAGAUUUAUUUUAAAAAAAUAAUAAAGCGCUUAUGUAUAUAAA